This is a messenger RNA of Suillus discolor, 1736 nucleotides long. Its product is annotated as kinase-like domain-containing protein. Bases 1 to 1566 code for a protein of 521 amino acids. The transcript has 11 exons. The record is from RefSeq and is a predicted model, not a curated record. Lineage: Eukaryota; Fungi; Basidiomycota; Agaricomycetes; Boletales; Suillaceae. Gene Ontology annotation, biological process: protein phosphorylation. Gene Ontology annotation, molecular function: protein kinase activity; ATP binding.
AUGACGCCUCAGCGAAUCUUGAAAGAGAUACACUUGCGCAAGAGACUUAAUCACCCAAAUAUCAUUCGAUUGUUAGGUACCACUGGAGAUUUCCAAGGUGGUAGCUUCCCUUCGCUUGUGUUCCCCUGGAUGCCAAGUGGAGACCUCCAUUGCCACAUCGCGUACCACGGAGCAGGAAUCGAGGUAUCACUCAAGUUGUCCCUGGCUCGCGAUAUCGCCUCCGGAGUCGCUUAUCUUCACGAGUCCCAUGUGGUUCACGGUAACUUAGAGAGUAAAAAUAUUCUCAUAGGCCCAGAAAAUCGAGCAUAUCUGACCGGUUUCUCUUUGGCAACCGACCUUGAUAAACCCUUCAAAACACCCGAGCCUGGUGGAGUGCGAUUUGCUGCUCCUGAAUGCUUUAUCAAUAAGAAAGGCAACAGUUCAUUGUCUAUCAUCAACAGAGAUAUACUCAAUCGGCUGUAUCUUACUCCACGUGAGUGUGUGCUUGCAUAUCCUGACUAUUCUGAAGCUUGCAUUCAGGUUUUCUCGGGAUGUUUGCCGUGGCAUGAUUCAAGAUCGAGUGACAUUAUCAACAGACUUCGACAGCGUCGUAUGCCACCACGUCCGGUAGGUGGCGGUAUUGACAAUUCCCUGUGGAACUUUAUCACACGCUGCUGUUCCUUCAUACCGCGCGAUCGGCCAUCCGCAACACAAAUUCUCGAAUUUCUCAAACAUCAGUACACGCCUAGUGAGGUCGAUAUCUCUCCAGAUGACCUGACAGGGAUGCUCCGCAACACCCCCCUCAUUCCCACCACCUCAGGAGGUUUUGCACACAUAACGAAGUGUACGCUGAAGAGGGAUUGGAACACUAUACAGGUAGCUGCCAAGUCGAUUCGACUCCAACCCGAUGAUCCAGAUCAAAAAGAGUAUUUGCGUGAACGCAAGCUAUGGGAAAGACUUAUGCAAGAAAACAUCCUACCUCUACUCGGAGUUGCGCGAAAUUUUGGCGGCGUUCCUGGCUACAAUGCAUUGGUUUGCUCCUGGAUGGAGAAUGGCACACUCUCAGAUUACAUCAAGAGGUAUCCGGAAAUGGAACCACGACAGAAGUUAAAAUUGCUCUGCGACAUUGCCACUGGCCUUCGUUAUCUUCAUUCGCAAGACAUUGUACAUGGAGAUUUGACAGAUAGUAACAUCUUCGUGGAUAUAAAUGGACGCGCAGUGAUCGCUGAUUUUGGCUUGUCUUUCCGAAUAUCGGAACCCACUGGGAGUUACACCGUCACUGCGGCUGCACGGUGGAUGGCACCAGAACUAGUAAUGGACGACGCAAAACCGUCUAUACACAGCGAUAUGUAUUCCUUUGGUUCCAUCAUGAAUUACGUCAUCUCUGGUGAACUUCCCUUUCCGUCUGAACAAAUACCAUAUCUCGCCAUUUUUCGAGGCGAAGCACCCUGCACAGGCCGAGCCAAUGAUGUAUCUCAAGAGCAUUGGAAUUUUAUCCAACGGUGCUGGGGACGCAUAGCCUCUUCUCGCCCAUCCGCUGAAGAAGCUUGUGAACUCCUGCGAAGCGAACUUGAUUCAAACGUUUAAUCGCAAAAUAGGUCUACAUCUCUGAGUCCUUGGGACAUAAUUACAUACGUCCUUUCUCCUGUACCUAGGCUGUACAUUACGAAUAUCUUUGAGGUAGAUUUAUAUAUAACCCGGCGGUGUCCACUGCCAAUGUGUCGACUCUCCACAGCCCUGCAAAGGAAAAUGUCACU